Molecule: messenger RNA, 216 nt
Organism: Eremothecium gossypii ATCC 10895
Lineage: Eukaryota; Fungi; Ascomycota; Saccharomycetes; Saccharomycetales; Saccharomycetaceae
Gene: COX8
Product: cytochrome c oxidase subunit VIII
Exons: 1
Coding region: 1-216 (71 amino acids)
Biological process (GO): mitochondrial electron transport, cytochrome c to oxygen
Source: RefSeq, marked provisional
AUGUUCCAGCAAGUAACCAGAUUGGCCAGCAGAAGGGCGUUCUCGUCGACGGUCAGGCGCCAGGCGCACUACGAGGAGGGCGUGUACUCCAACAUCCCAAUGAAGAUCCACAACCGCAGGAUCCCGUACGCGGUGCUGCACUUCGGGUUCUUCGCGCUGGGCUUCUCGUUGCCGUUCGUGGCGGUGUACGUGCAGUUCAAGAAGGCCGGCUUGUGA